Mugil cephalus (flathead mullet) is the source of this 8216-nucleotide messenger RNA. Its product is annotated as thyrotropin-releasing hormone-degrading ectoenzyme-like. The coding region runs from base 1599 to 4634 and encodes 1011 amino acids. Gene Ontology annotation, biological process: proteolysis; peptide catabolic process. The record is from RefSeq and is a predicted model, not a curated record. The transcript has 20 exons. Lineage: Eukaryota; Metazoa; Chordata; Actinopteri; Mugiliformes; Mugilidae. Gene Ontology annotation, cellular component: cytoplasm. Gene Ontology annotation, molecular function: metalloaminopeptidase activity; peptide binding; zinc ion binding.
GGCACGAAACUCUUCCUCACCGCCGUCGUCCUCCUCCUCCUCCUCCUCCUCGGUGGAUGGAGGGAUGCUGAACGGCAGCUCUUCUUCUCCUUCUUUAUCACCAUCCUCAUCCUCACCUGGAGCUCAGGGAGGAAGCAUCAUCACCUUCAUCCUCAGCUCCAGCGGCUCCGAAAAAAGUUGCGGAGGAUCCGGUGUAAUAACGGAGCACCGGAGAGGAGCUCCAGCUCCGGGAGAAUCCGCAUGCGCUCCACGGAAUCGGUUUUAACGGACUCCCGGUGAUUCCAUCCGUCGGUGUGAGCCGGAGCUGGUCCGCGGGCAUUAACGGGAGCUCCGGUGGUUCAAAGUGAUCGGUAACGGAUUUUCUGACGGUUGACAACUCCUCCCGCUCCUCCAGGGACCGGGGUUUACCGGAUUAUUUUGAGGGUGGUAACGGAUCUCGGGACGGUCCCGGUCGGUUUACGCGCAGAUUGGACGUGGUCACCGGGGGGUGAGAAAAAAAAAGCGCGGUUUAUUCUCGGGACUCAGAAUAACGGAUCAGCGGGAGGGUCCAGAGGAGGGAAGUUACCGGAGAACCGGAGGAGUUGAUCUGGGAUUGAUUGUUGGAUUUUAAAAAAACAACGUUUUCUUCUUCUCUGCUCCGAUUAAUCGAUGCGUUCCGGGCUCAUCGAUCAAGUUUAAUCCACUUUUCCUCCCGAGCUGAAGCGUCUCCUCCACGGCGGAAUAAAACCUCCACGCUGCCCGUGAAAUAUCCACUCAACCUCCCCACGGAGAAACCAGGAGACAUCCAGUUAUUAGGCAGCAGCUUUUUAAUUAGAAAACUGAGAUUAGCUCUUCUCAUUCUAUACAAAAACUAAAUUCAUAUCAUUGAAAUAUUUAAAUUUAAUCAAAAAUUAGCAAAAAAUGCUGCAGAUUGAAGCAAAACUUUUUGAAACAUUGGCUGUAAUUUGACUCCUUAAAUGAUAUCUAGUUAUAAUAAAUUAUAAUACUAACCUGUACAGGGUUUAAUCUCCUCUAUAAAUCCCAGAGGAGUUUAUUAUUUGUGCAGAACUAAUGAACUUUAAACGCUUCCAUCCAUGUGAUGAUGAGCUGACGGUUUGAGGAUCGUUCAUAAUCUGAGAGGAAUCCAGUUAAUCUGUUCAUUUAUUUCUGUAUCUACUGAUCCUCCGGUCUGUCUGUGGUGGAUCAUGGUUGAGCUGAUUCACCGGUGAAAGUCUAUGGAUGCUACGCUCACUGUAUAGCCACACUCUCAACAGCAAACCACCACCUCCUCCUCCACCUCCUCCUCCUCCUCCUCCUCCCCCAGUCUUGAAAUCGAGCCAUGCAGCAUUGAUUUUUCGUCUUCUUCUCCUCCUCACCGCAAAACCAGAAGGCACACGAGCAUCUCACCCCGUCCCGGUUUGUCAGGUUCGUUGCCUGAAAUGUGAGACGUGCGGCGGCGGCGGCGUUGAUUUUCCACCUGGAGGACGAGCGCAGCCCCAGAGGUCAGAGGUCAGAAGAAUCUCCAGGCUGCGUCGUGAGGUCUGACCUCAGCAUAGAUGCCGACUCUGAACCUGCAGCUCGCUUCUUCUCUGCUGCUACACUGACGGUUUGAAGACAGAAUGGGACUAAACGACAGCAGCCCGGGCGCCAUACGCAACGGCCGCGGCCUCUCGGACCAGUGGGCCGAGUCGGUGGUGGUCCGGCCUCGAACCACCGAGCGCCACAUCACGGUGCACAAGCGCCUGGUCCUGGGCUUCGCUCUGUCCAUCCUCACCCUCAUCGUGGUGACGGCGGUGGCCGUGGCGCUCAGCGUCCGCUUCGAGGAGUGCGCCAACGGGCGGGACGGCGACGGGCCCGCCGCCGGCUCCAGAGGCUCGGCCCGGUUGAACGGGAGCCGGGGCGAGAGGACGGGGGACAGAGGGGAUGAGGAGGCCGUCCAGCCCUGGAGGAACUCCCGGCUGCCGGGCUCGGUGCGGCCGAGGCACUACGACCUGAAGCUCGCCGUCUACAUGGACAACUUCACCUUCUCCGGGGAGGUCAGCAUCGAGCUGGAGUGCGUCAACGCCACCCGGUUCAUCGUGCUGCACGCGGAUCGUCUAGAGGUGGACCGAGUGUCCGUCAUGGCCGAGGGUGGCGGCGGCGGGGGCCGUCCCGCCAGCCGUCCAGGGGGCGGGGUCAUGCGCGUCCACCGCCACUUCCCGUACGCGGCCAACCAGAUGUACGUGGUGGCGCUGCACCGCGAGCUGAAGCCGGCCAGGACGUACCGGCUGAACGUGAGCUUCGACGCCGCCAUCGAGGACGAGCUGCUGGGCUUCUUCAGGAGCUCCUACACCCUGCACCGAGAGAAACGCUUCCUGGCAGUGACCCAGUUCAGUCCCAUCCACGCCCGUAAGGCCUUUCCUUGCUUCGACGAGCCCGUCUACAAGGCCACGUUCUCCCUCGCCCUCCGCCACGACCCCCAGUACACCUCCCUGUCCAACAUGCCCGUGGAGAGCAGCUCGCUGGCGGACGAGGACGGCUGGGUGACCAACCACUUCGCCCGGACGCCCCGCAUGUCCACCUACUACCUGGCCUGGGCCGUCUGCAACUUCACCUACAGGGAGACGCAGAGCGACAGCGGCGUGGAGAUCCGUCUGUACGCUCGGCCUGACGCCAUCGCCAGCGGAGCCGGAGACUACGCUCUGCACAUCACCAAGAGGCUGCUGGGAUUUUACCAGGACUACUUUAAAGUCAAGUACUCGCUGCCUAAGCUAGAUUUGCUGGCCGUGCCCAAACACCCGUACGCCGCCAUGGAGAACUGGGGCCUGAGCGUCUUCGUGGAGCAGAAGAUCCUGCUGGACGCUGAGGUGUCGUCGUCGUCCUACCAGAUGGAGCUCACCAUGGUGGUCGUCCACGAGAUCUGUCACCAGUGGUUCGGGGACCUGGUGACCCCGGUCUGGUGGGAGGACGUCUGGUUAAAGGAAGGCUUCGCUCAUUUCUUCGAGUACGUCGGCACCGACUUCCUCUUCCCAAAGUGGAACAUGGAGAAGCAGCGCUUCCUGACCGACGUCCUCCAUGAAGUCAUGCUCCUGGACGGACUCAGCUCCUCCCACCCCAUCUCCCAGGAGGUGGAACAGGCCACGGACAUCGACCGGGUCUUCGACUGGAUCGCCUACAAGAAAGGGGCAGCACUGAUCCGGAUGCUGGCAAACGUGAUGGGACAGCCGCUGUUCCAGAAAGGCCUCAACGAUUAUCUGCAGAGUCACAUGUACGGCAACGCAGCCAGAGAAGACCUGUGGAUGAAGCUGUCACAGGCCAUGCGUUCAGAGGGGCGGGACAUCGACAUCGGAGAGAUGAUGGACAGGUGGACUCUGCAGAUGGGCUACCCCGUCGUCACCAUCAGCAAGGACCAAUCAGAGCAGCUCCCCACUCAUUACAUCACUGUCAGCCAGGAGCACUUCCUGUACGGACAGGAAGUCAGAAAAAACAACAGUUUGCAGUGGCAGGUUCCACUGACGGUCGCCGUGGGCAACGCGUCGGCCGUUUGCUCCGAGAGUCUGAUCUGGAUCAACAACAGGACAGAAACCCACAGGAUUGGUCAGAUGGGCGACAGCACCUGGUUGCUAGGCAACAUCAAUCAGACCGGCUACUUCCGCGUGAACUACGACCUCCAGAACUGGAAGCUGCUCAUCCAGCAGCUCCUCACCAACCCUCAGAUCAUCUCAGUGGGAAACAGGGCAGGACUCAUCGACGACGCCUUCAACCUGGCCAGGGCCGGGUACAUCCCACAGGGCGUUCCCUUGCAGCUGAUUGGCUACCUCCCCGAGGAGACGUCCUUCCUUCCGUGGCACGCCGCCAGCCGCUCCCUCUACCAGCUGGACAAACUCCUGGACCGCUCGGACGAAUACCGGCUGUUCAGCGACUAUGUGCUGAAGCAGGUCGCCUCACGGUACCAUCAGAUGGGUUGGCCAACCAAUGUCCCCGGGUCCGAGGGCAACGUCAUGCAAGCGUCCUACCAGACAGAGGAGCUGCAGAGGGAGCUCAUCAUGUUAGCUUGCAGCUUCGGGAACAAACAGUGCCACCGUCAGGCCGUCGCCUACAUCUCCGACUGGAUCUCCAGCAACAAGAACCGGAUUCCUCCCAACAUCCGGGACAUCGUUUACUGCACCGGCGUCAGCCUGAUGGACGAGGACGUGUGGGAGUUCAUCUGGAUGAAGUUCCACUCGUCCAACGCCGUUUCAGAGAAGAAGAUCCUGCUGGAGGCCCUGACCUGCUCGGACAACACCUUCCUCCUCAACAGGUUACUGAACCUGUCCCUGACCUCUGACCUGGUCCCGGAGCAGGACGUGAUCGACGUCAUCAUCCACGUGGGCAGGAACCCGCAGGGUCGGAACCUGGCCUGGAAGUACUUCAGGGAAAAGUGGGACGUCCUGAACUCGCGGUACGGCGAGGCGUUGUUCAUGAAUUCCAAGCUCAUCAGCGGAGUCACAGAGUUCCUGAACACGGAAAAAGAACUGAAUGAGUUGAAGGAGUUCAUCCAGUCCAGCGGCGUGGGGGCGGGGCCUGCGUUGCCACGGGCGCUCGAGAUCGUCGAGGGCAACGUGCACUGGCACCGCGUCCACCGGCGGCAGUUCUACCAGUGGCUACGCAAACCUCCAAACCCCGCCCUCGGCUAAAGCCACGCCCCUGCCAGCUGGAGGGAAGGGACUGCAAACUGACUGCUAAGCUAAUGCUAAUGCAAUGCUAGCUCACAGAUGCAGUCAGAGAAGAACAGAAAAUAUAUAUAUAUAUAUAACGGAGUGAAGAGGAAGACGAGCAUGGCUGGUUGUUCAGCUGAUUUGUUGACGGUUUAGUUUUUGAAGAUAUUUUGACGUUUUUAGUUCAGACUGAUUCUUUGUUGCUCACUCAACACGUGGCUUAAACUGGUUUCUGUGCUGUGAAGGACAAACUUAGAUGCAAGCUAGCUAGCAGCUAGCAUCGAGCUACUUCUACAGAGGGAAGAAUCAGAUGUUUGAUGGACGGCUGAAUUUAAACUAAAACUCAAAAUUUCCAAACAAAAUCCGAACAUAAAGUCAUUUUAUCAAGCAAAAUACUUACCUGUCUUUGUUCCCAUUGUUCUGUAUAUUAAUUUAACUCAUAGCUCCCUGUUUCCAAUGCUAACCUGCUAAUUCUUCCACUUCACAGCCGUAAGUGGAGGUUUUCAGUCAGUUUGUGGUUGUUUAGAACUUUCCUACUCUCCUAAAACAUUAUGACUCACACUCUAAUAAUAAUAAUAACAAUGAUAAACUUUAUUUGUGUAGCACCUUUCACAGAUAAAAAAAAACAAUAAAAUGAGAAAUAGAAAUAAAGGGAUCAAUACAAAACAUUAAUUAAAACAUCAAUGUAAUGAACAAUACAAAAAGCUGUGCAAAAACCAAUAAAAGACCUAAGGCACAAUUAAAAAAUGAGGUAAAAACAGUUACUCAGCCUGAAGCCUCUCUAAAUAAAAUGUUUUCUGUCCAUCUCUAGCUGCUCUUGUUUCAGGUCUGAACCCAAACACAAUCUUUAAUUGUCCAAAAUGCAUCUUAAAGCAGCCAUGAGAUACCAAACCAUAAAAACCAAAACGCUGUGAGAGGAACUGGCUGCGUCUUUAAUUUCUUUUAAUUUGGCUAAUUAAAAAUGAAACUCAAGUCUCGGCUCUGAUCCAAAUCUUUGCCAACCAAAGAUUCAGAGCAGUUUGAGUGGGACCUUCCCGUGGUGACGGUUUCAAAGCCGCUGACAGCGGAAGGCGGAUGUACCAGCAGUCCAUCAUCGAACAGAGUCGUAAUUAACGCUGCACGAGUGCUGAGUCCUCUGAUCACGGCUCUCAGACGACUCAUUCACUCAGCAACAGCUUUAAGAGCUUCGUUUGUUUGUUGUUUCGUGAUCAGAAACUCCAGCAGUUUGGAAAAUAUCCGCGUCUUUGAAAGGCUUCAGAAACUCACCAUGUGAAUCUAACAGACAGAAAACACCAUGUGUGUCGGAUUAAUUAUUCACUGAUGAGCAGUCAUGCUACGAUCUGUUUUAUUCUGUUUUUAAGGUGUAAGAUAUUCAUGGAAAAUCUGUUCCUACAAAGGUAUAAUGCAGUUUUAAUUUGACAGAAUAACACCUCUGAAAAAAACACAAAGGUCACAAGUUUCCCUUUUUCCAGUCUCUCGUUUCAUAAGUAUAUGAAUUAACAUAGUUUUAGAGGAAUGGAGAUGGAAGCUAAAUUAAAAUUAACGAAAAAAAAAAAACCUUUCAUUACAGAAUCUUUAGCCAUGACUACUCAAUUUAUUGCAGUUUUAAUUUAACUGGAGAAUAUUUCACACUAUAAAAUACAUUUUUACAAUGCCAAGACUGAAAUUGCAGAAAUUAAACAUAGCAUUAAAUAAAAAGUUGAAUUAACCCCUUUCUGUCUGUAAUAUAUCAACUAGACUUUAACAACGUGUAUUUAUUGCUUAAUAACUUCACAUCUUAGAACAGUUUUCAAUGGCUUAAACCAAAUAACUCGUAUGUAUAACCAUGAAUAUGUGUCUCUAACGCUCCUGAAAAUGUCCCAGUGCACCACAUUUCCUGCAGAUUUAUAAAAGGUGCAGUUAGUCGUGAUGAAAAUAAAGUUGGGAUUGGAAGUUACUUACUAUCAGUACAAAACUAUAAACUUAAUUCAUGUGUAUCCAAAGCGUUGAUGCGUCACAGAAAGGACUUAACUCACUUUAAAUCUGUCGCCCAAUAAAACCCUCUACAGAUGAGAAAACAAUGACCAAAUCAAAAUUUAUCUCUGGAGUUUCACAAAGCACAAAACCAGAGAAGUCGUUUUGGAGGAAGCACAUGAGCCUCAGUUGCUGGACCAAUAUCUUUUUCUUUUUUUUCUUUUUUUUUGGUUAGAUUUCAGUCAACCCUUUAUUUCUCUUUCCCCAAAUCAUUAAUGAGUGAACUCAAAGUGUAGGAUUGUUGAAAAAAAAAAAAAAAAAAAAAAAAAAUGGGGAAGUGAAAUGUUCGUUGAGACCGGCUUAAAGGAAUGUGUUUAGUGUCACUAUAUGCAGACGAUGUGGCUUUUAAGACGGUUACAUGAUGAUUAUCUUAACAAGACGUUUAAGGGGUUGGACUUGACCUGACGGACGUUGGAAGGUUUUCAGUUCUGCAGAGUGAUCCUUUCCUGGUGCAACGGAUUCUUCAAAGAACUUUUCCUCUUUCUUUUUUUUUUUUUUUGGUUUGUACAGUGAUAAAUUCUUUGGAAGAGAUUUUUAUGGUGUCGCUGACAGCUUGCUCUCUGCAGUCAGAUGGAUUUUAAAUUGCCACACUGAAGAGCAAAAUAAAUGUCCACAGUUUGACAAAUCUGGGAAAUGGAAAAUGUGACGGUCUCCUCAGAUCAAUGGAUUUUCUGUCAGCAUGGAUUGUACAGUGUAACGGGCGAUGCUAAGGAGUCUCGGAGCAUGACAGAUCCGACAGAUACAAAGGAUUUUCCAGUGUGUGAAGUUACUCAUUGAGAGUUUAAACCGUAAACGAUGCAGAUGUUUGACUAAACUGUGGAGACGGAAGUAAAAUACGCCUCUGGACGGAUCUUUGUGACUUUUAAGGAUUUCGGAGCGGAUCGGUUAAAAUGUUGAUGGGACGUUUCUGAAGCUGUUCCUCUCCUGUUAGAUCCAGCUUUGAUGUUAAUAUUUGAGCCAUAUAUGAAUUAAUGGGCCUGCCUGCUUCUAUACACUGUGUGUCCAGUGAUGUGUGUGUGCGUGCGCGAUUGUGAGUGUGUGAUGAAGAUGAGGUUGAAGAUAACUUGUACCAAUGAUGAUUAAAAUCACAAUUAAAAUGAAGAUAAUUUUGAUCAGGACUGAGGACGAUGGUCGAAUCGGUAACGAUGGAUGUCGACGAUGUGAAAAAGGCUAAUUAGUAUUAUUAUAAUUAUUAUUACGCUAAUUAUUCAAUGCAUUUUGAACCUUUAUUGUCCAGUCAGGGAAAUUUGGUUUACAGACAUCAAUCACAUCAACGAAUCUGCCCCAUGUACAAUAAACACUGUAAAUGAUAUUAAUGUGAUAUUUAACAUUGAAACGUGGAAGUUGAAGAUGUUUAUGUUGAUGAAAGUGGUUUUCAGGAUCAAAAUGAUGAUGAGAAGGAGGAGGGCGAUGAUGACGAUGGCUUAGGACCAAUAUUUAAAGGAAACAGGAAGUCACAGAGAAGACUCUAACCCCUGCUUCCUGUUUACACUCUUUGGUUACUUGUGUUUUCUGAUUGGACAAUAUUAAAAAAAAUGGUUAACCUUG